GAGCAGAGGUUCUUCGAAGGUACGAUCUUGAGCCUUCGCAGUUUCUGGCAACAUCUCUCCCGUUAACGAAGGAGGUGGGGUUUUUUUUAUCGGAUUCAGAGUGGAGAAAUAACUUUCCGAUACUAUCUUACUACCUGGUUCUCCAAAUAAUAGCCUCAAGAAAAAGGAUCUAAAGAUCCUUGAUCGAACUCGAAAGCCUUUUUUUCCGAGGUUUCAACCCGCUUUCAGAAGAUUCUUCUUGUUUUCCAACAUGACGGAGUACUGGGUUAGUCAGGGAAAUAAAUGGUGUGAUUUCUGCAAAAUUUAUAUUUCAAACAAUCCAGCGAGCAUCAGAACCCAUGAAAUAGGUCAACGCCACAAGGACAAUGUUGCUCAAAGGCUGUCUACUAUGCGGAAGGAAAGUGCUGCGAAAGAAAAGGAGAAGAAGGAAGCAGCUAAAGCACUCGAGCAAAUAGAGGAGAAAGCUAAGCGCUGCUAUCAGAAGGACAUGGCCUCUUUCCAACAAACUCAUAAAUCUUCCAGCAAUUCAUCAGCCUUGCGAGAUAAUGCUCCAGAUAAAUCUGUUUUUUCAGCAACAUCUGGAGAAUGGGAGCAUGAUGCUGCUUCAGGAUAUUAUUACAACUUGGCAAGUGGAUAUCAUUAUGAUCCAAACUCUUGUUUAUUCUAUUCCAGUAGUUUAGGGAAGUGGGUUACACAGGAUGUGGCAUUCCCAUCUUCUAGGCUUCCAAAAACCGAAGCAUCAUCAUCAAAAUCUUCAGCUGUAGAUAGAAGUACUGCUAAGCUAAAAGGAGACAAGGCACCGGGUUUGGUUGUUUCAUCAUCGCUAAAUCCUAUGAGGUCUGUUAAAGGUGCUCCCUCUUCAAUUGCUGUUAACAAGAGGAAAAGGGAGGGAGAGAAAACAAAAGGUACAUCUAAGGAGGAAAUUGAAGCUCUGAAAGCAAGAGAAGCUGCAAGGAAAAGAGUAGAUGAAAGAGAGAAACCAAUGCUUGGUCUUUACAGAUCAUAUUGAUUAUUGAAAUUGGGGCCACAUUGCUGAGCAUACCAUAUUGAGAGUAAGUGUAAUUGAUUAACUUUAUUUCUCCAUGCUGGGAUUAAAUUUGAUGGGAAAGGAAGUGUGCAGGGCCGAUUCCUAAUGUUGUGUGGAACUUUCCAUUGGCUGAUCGUUUCCCCGUGUAAUUAGUUGCAUCUUUGUUUUAUUUAGCUUGUCUAUUUUAGUAAUCUAAUCUGCUCAAUUUAUAGAUUUUGUUAAUUAGCCAAAUAGUUCAAUAAAUCUGAACAUGUUAGACAUA
Molecule: messenger RNA, 1289 nt
Organism: Dendrobium catenatum
Lineage: Eukaryota; Viridiplantae; Streptophyta; Magnoliopsida; Asparagales; Orchidaceae
Product: zinc finger protein ZOP1
Exons: 7
Coding region: 251-1009 (252 amino acids)
Biological process (GO): mRNA splicing, via spliceosome
Cellular component (GO): precatalytic spliceosome; nucleus
Molecular function (GO): zinc ion binding; RNA binding
Source: RefSeq, a predicted model, not a curated record